AAGCUCUCUUAACAUGUAAAUCUAUUGCUAUAUCAUUACUCUAAAACUGGCUGUGUAUGUGCGUGUCUAGUUGUUUGCUUGUAUACGACUUAUGUUAACGUACUAAAGUCGGCAGUUAAAACAGUCUUUGUUCUGUUAUGAUGAUAAUAAAAUCGCAAAGGUUUCAUAGUUUCAUGUUCUAAAAUCUAACAAUCAACACGCAAGUUGGUUGAUUUUGAAACAAUGAGUGGGAUAUCAUAUAACAAACUCGGUAUAACCGCGGGUCACAUGCCAUUAAGCCAUCUGUCGAAAGUCCAUUUCCUAAUCUAACCUUCUUUUCCCUUUUAUAAUUAAGAAAGUCGUGGGCAAGAUAAGCGAAAUUCUUUGAUUUAAUCACAACUCCUUUCCUAUUAGCUGUUAAGUAAAUAAAUCAUUAAAAGACUCGGAAAAUAUAUUUUGGAAUUACAAUUUCAAAUGUCCAUUAUAUCAACACCAACAAGGACCUCUUCACAACAUUGGGCGUGCUCUGGUCACUUCCGGUAUAAUCAGUGUCACGACCCCGUACAUCCGGGCAAUACAUUGGGAGUUACAGAAUUCACCAUAUCAUUUCAACGAAAUUUGAGACGAAUUACACGUCAUUUAAUUGACGAAAUAGAAAACAAAACUACAGAAUUUGAAACAGAAAUUAUACGAUGUGAUAACAUUGUGCUACGUCUUCAACAAGAAAGUUUGACAAAUAUUCUUGGUUUACAUGAUGCAGACAAUUUUCACAGUGAGAAUUCGUUUACAAACAUGUACUUAAAAAUGACGGAUUUUCUCCAUCUUUAUAACAAAAUCUGGUGUUUGUUUGCAUCUAAAGCUGUAGAUGAAUGCUGUAUACCGUUCGAACAAUUACAUCAUAGAAUAAAACACCGACUUUUAAGCAAAUGGUGGAUUGUACAAGAAAGUUUUGGCCAGGUUAUGGAUCAACAACACUGUGAAACAAGCGUGGUAAACUUCAGGAAUACUGAAUUGAGAUGUGAAGAUAUAAGAAAUACCGUCUACAUUCUGUUACGGAAUGCACAUUCGUUAUUAGACGAAUCAUUAUCCGUCAUUGAUUUAAUUUAGUUAAACAUUGAUACCCCAAUGUGUAUUUCAAGACUAACUUUUAUAUCACUUCACAUUUAGCUACGUGCAAUAUUUUAAAUCUAAUAUUUUUCAUUGGAUGUAGUUUUUAUGCUUUCCAAAUUUGUUGAUAUUUUUACCUCAUAUACUUAUACACAAUAUUUGCUCUUUUUAUCACUAUCAUUUCUUUGUUAUCUCAUUGUAAAAUGUUUAUAUGUGAUG
Ruditapes philippinarum (Manila clam) is the source of this 1305-nucleotide messenger RNA. RefSeq lists its product as uncharacterized. The transcript has 4 exons. The record is from RefSeq and is a predicted model, not a curated record. The coding region runs from base 454 to 1086 and encodes 210 amino acids. Lineage: Eukaryota; Metazoa; Mollusca; Bivalvia; Venerida; Veneridae.